GUCCAUUUUCAGUUUAUGAAGAGUCCCAAGUUCCAACUCCAAUACCAGCCUCACCCUCAUUUUCCAAAACCAAAUCCCUUCCUUACUCUCUCUCUCUCUCUCUCUACUCUCUUCCUGAGACUGAGAGUGAGAAGAGAAAAAAAUGGCAACAAUCAGCUUCCACAAUUCGACCUUCUCCGUGAACAGCUCAAGAAGAACCUCAUUUCCUCAUCGUUCCCCACUCUCUAAUAAACUCUUCCUUGGAAGCUUAUCUAAACCAGUUCUCACACUCCGUUCUCCAACUCAUACACCAAUCAAAUGCUCAGUUUCUCAAGCUACAGACACCACCACUCCCGAUAUCGGUGAGAAGAAGAGCCAAUUGAUGAGGAGAAGUGAUGUAAGGAAUAUAGCGAUUGUGGCUCACGUUGAUCAUGGAAAGACAACUUUGGUUGAUUCUAUGUUGAAGCAAGCUAAGGUUUUUCGUGACAACCAAUUUGUACAGGAAAGGAUAAUGGACUCAAAUGAUCUUGAGCGUGAAAGAGGAAUUACAAUACUCAGCAAAAAUACAUCUAUCACUUAUAAAGACACAAAGGUUAACAUAAUAGAUACUCCAGGGCACUCUGACUUUGGAGGGGAAGUUGAACGCAUCCUCAAUAUGGUGGAAGGGGUUCUUCUAGUGGUAGAUUCUGUUGAGGGUCCAAUGCCUCAAACAAGAUUUGUUCUAAAGAAGGCCCUAGAAUUUGGCCAUGCUGUUGUUGUUGUGGUCAAUAAGAUUGACAGACCAUCUGCUCGUCCUGAUUAUGUCAUAAAUUCAACUUUUGAACUCUUUAUUGAACUAAAUGCAUCAGAUGAACAGUGUGAUUUCCAAGCAAUAUAUGCAAGCGGUAUUAAGGGAAAGGCAGGAUUGUCACCUGAUAAUUUGGCAGAAGAUCUUGGGCCACUUUUCGAGUCUAUAAUCAGAUGCAUACCUGGGCCAUGUAUUGACAGAGAUGGUGCACUGCAAUUGCUUGUUACAAAUAUCGAGUAUGAUGAACAUAAAGGACGUAUAGCCAUUGGACGCUUGCAUGCUGGAUUUCUGCGUAGAGGAUUGGACGUGAAGGUGUGCACUGCAGAAGAUUCCUGUAGAUAUGCAAGAAUCACUGAGCUUUUUGUGUAUGAGAAAUUCAUUAGGGUUCCUGCAGAACGUGUAGAAGCUGGUGACAUAUGUGCUGUCUGUGGAAUUGAUGAUAUACAGAUUGGGGAGACCAUUGCUGACAAAAUAUCUGGGAGGCCUUUACCAGCCAUUAAGGUGGAGGAACCUACUGUCAAAAUGGCAUUCUCUAUAAAUACUUCACCAUUUGUUGGACGUGAGGGAAAGUAUGUCACUAGUAGAAACUUGCGAGACCGGCUCUACCGUGAGCUUGAGCGUAAUUUGGCUAUGAAAGUUGAAGAUGGAGAAACGGCAGAUACAUUCAUUGUCAGUGGUCGUGGUACUUUACAUAUCACCAUAUUGAUAGAAAACAUGCGAAGAGAAGGAUAUGAGUUUAUGGUGGGACCCCCCAAAGUUAUUAACAAAAAGGUGGAUGACCGCUUGCUGGAACCAUAUGAGAUUGCUACUGUAGAAGUACCAGAAGAACACAUGGGGUCUGUAGUUGAACUUCUCGGCAAAAGGCGCGGGCAGAUGUUUGAUAUGCAAGGGGUUGGGUCGGAAGGAACAACAUUUCUUAAAUAUAAAAUUCCAACACGUGGCCUUCUUGGUUUGAGAAAUGCAAUUUUAACUGUUUCUCGUGGCACGGCGAUUCUCAAUACAAUAUUUGAUAGCUAUGGACCUUGGGCUGGCGAUAUUACUACCAGGGAUCAGGGUUCACUGGUUGCCUUUGAGGAUGGAACAACUAGUUCUUAUGCCCUUUCUAGUUCACAGGAGAGAGGGCAGAUGUUUAUUGGUCCUGGGGUGGACGUUUAUAAAGGUCAAAUAAUUGGCAUUCAUCAGCGGCCUGGGGAUUUGUCUCUUAAUGUGUGCAAGAGAAAGGCUGCAACUAAUAUCCGUUCAAACAAAGAGCAAACAGUGGUUCUUGAUACCCCAUUGGCUUAUAGCUUGGACGACUGCAUUGAGUACAUUCUAGAGGAUGAACUCGUGGAGGUCACUCCAUUACAUAUCCGAAUGUGCAAAAAUCCGAAGUUUUCAAAGAAAAAGUAGACAUUCAGUGUAGUAAUAUAGCGUCCGGAUCUGCCCUUGCAAUUAGAUUGAUAUCUCCCUUUUCGCACCAUCUGUUGCCACUUCUAGUUCUCUUUCUCUACAUCCUAGAACCCCCCCUCCCUUCUUAUAGUAAUUUUACUUAUUUGAAUUGUUUAGAGAUAAAAGGGUACAUGAACAUGUAUAACGAAUGAGAAUGUUAAAUAGUGAAUUGUACUUCUAGGAGAUGAGCCCACGAACUUUUUGAACAUUGAUUUGUAAGGGAGAUUCUAAGUUUGUCACUCAUUUAAUGGACCACAGGUCAAUUUUUUGGGUAAAGGCCCUUGUAGCCGAAUACAUUCAAAGAAAAUUGUAAACAAGUGACCACUUCUUGAUUUUUA
Quercus robur (English oak) is the source of this 2532-nucleotide messenger RNA. Its product is annotated as putative elongation factor TypA-like SVR3, chloroplastic. Gene Ontology annotation, molecular function: GTP binding; GTPase activity. Bases 143 to 2155 code for a protein of 670 amino acids. The record is from RefSeq and is a predicted model, not a curated record. Gene Ontology annotation, cellular component: cytosol; ribonucleoprotein complex. NCBI's taxonomy places the organism in Eukaryota, Viridiplantae, Streptophyta, Magnoliopsida, Fagales, Fagaceae. The transcript has 14 exons.